GGUGAAGGCUUCCCCACGCUGCUCUUCCCACACCUCCACUAACCACAGACCACAGCAGCCACCCACGCUGCCUGAUGCCAUCUGUGCUGUCUUUGAAGUGGGGUGGCAGUGAUUCCGGCAGCAUUGCUCCACAUUUCCCCACGUUUCCUACCAGAAUGUGAUUGCACAUCACCCUGUGCCCCUGCCAACAGUACGGCAGUACCUCACAGGGGGAGCAGUGAUCACCAAGCUUUCACGCCCAGAGCACUGCCAGCCCCUUCCCAAGGCUGACACGCCGUCCCUGAGGGACAGGAAAGCCCCAGCCAAGCGCAUCACCCGUGCAAACUUUGCCAGAGCCUGCCCUUGCUCCUCCUGGCAGGGGACUACCUGCACAGGGAAGGGUAAAAAGAGGCAGGGAAUGAGCUCUCGGGCAAGACAGCGGGCAAGAGGGCACCCGGAGCACCGUUCCUCUCGCAUAGCCGGCCCCUCGCUGCCCAUCCCUGUAUCCCGGCAGAUGCGCCUGGCCAUCCUGCGGAGCGGGACGGGGGCUCCGGCAGAGAGCGAGGCAGAGAGGGCCGGGCCGAGGGUGCCAUGGACGAGCACCCAGCACGGCCGGGCACAGCCCACCCCCGUGGGCAUCUCGAGCAGCCCCGGCGCGGGACAGCGACGAGGCUGCGGGGCCGAACCAGCCGCACGCACGCAACCGAGAAGUUAAAGGAGCGCCGGCAGCCGGUUCCAGCGUCCCGCCCGACUGGGGGUCCCGACCGAGGGUCCCGGGGCUCGCCGCUGCCCGUCCCUGCCCGUGGGGACCCCCGGGCCAGCGCAGGGCGGGGCUGGGCUGCCGGGCCCGCGCCACCGGAGGAAAGCGAAAGCGCGUGGGUAGAAGUCCUGCAGAGGAUACCAGGCAGUCCAGGCAGCUCCUCCGCCCCGCCUGGGCCCCGACAGAGCGGCCCCACGGACCCGAGGCGGCAGCGCCGCCGGGUCCCGCUCUCGCCAUCGCGCACAGCCCCGGGGCUCCCCGGACGGGGGGGUUCGCCGAGGGGACGGGCCGGAGCGGCGAGUUGGAUUUGGAACGAAAGCAAAAUGGCUCGAGGACGCAAGAGCAAUAGCAUCAAACAGAGCGACUUCACUAACAGCACCAAUCCUCAGGAUUUAGAGAGAAGACUUUUUGUCGGCAAUUUGCCCACAGACCACAUGACUCGUGAAGAAAUGGAAGAGAUAUUUUCAAAAUAUGGCAAAAUCAGGGCCCUCAGCAUGUACCAUGGCUAUGGGUUCGUGCAGUAUGACCGUCUAGAAGAUGUCCAGGCCGCUCUGGACGGUGAGAAGGGUCGCCUUUAUAAAGGGUAUAGAUUAGAUAUUAAUAAAGCAGUGGAAAGAAGAAAUAUGAAUAAGGCUUCAUCAAGGUCCAGUCCCACACGAAGAGAGCAAUAUGCCUACGGGGAUGGCCGAGAUGCCAGGCGUGACCGCUCCCCUCUUCGGGGAAGCCCACGGAGAGACCCCCGAGAUGGCAGGGAUGGCAGGAACGGGCGAGAUGCCAGAGACGCUCGAGACAUUCGAGCUAGAGACAUGCGUGAUGCCAGAGACCACAGGGACCCACGGGACCUGCGAGACCCACGGGAUAUCAGGGAUCCAAGGGACUUGAGGGACCCACGUGAUGUUAGAGACCUUCGUGACCCACGGGAGCCACUGUAUGAUCGAUACAGGGAUCCACGGGAUAUGAGAAGUGCACGAGAUGUGAGGGAUCCACGGGAUAUGAGAGACCCUCGGGACCCUUUGUACAGACGAGACGAGUCUUACGACCGUUACCUGCGCCUUGACGACUACUACCGGCGCAAGGACGACUCCUACUACGACCGCUACAAGGAGCCCGAGGACCGCCUGAAGCGCGAGGAGCGGCGCCGCGAGGAGCUGUACCGUCAGUACUAUGAGGAAAUCAAGCGGCGUUUUGAUGCAGAGAGACCCGUGGAUUGUUCUGUGAUAGUGGUGAAUAAACAGACAAAGGAGUACGCAGAGUCCGUGGGGCGGAAGGUGCGGGACCUGGGCAUGGUGGUGGACCUGAUCUUCCUCAACACAGAGAUGUCACUGACACAAGCUCUGGACGAUGUGAGCAGGGGAGGGUCUCCUUUCGCCAUUGUCAUCACCCAGCAGCACCAAGUUCACCGUUCUUGCACUGUUAACAUCAUGUUUGGCACCCCACAAGAGCACCGCAACAUGCCCCAGGCUGAUGCCAUGGUGCUGGUGGCAAGGAAUUACGAGCGCUACAAGACAGAGUCCCGGGAGAAGGAGCGGGAGGAGAUCGCCCGGCAGGCUGCCAAGAUGGCAGACGAAGCUAUUCUGCAGGAGCGGGAGCGCCCACCCCCCAUGGAGGAGGGUGUCAGAGGAGGUCACCCUCCCGGGAUCCAAACUCUCUUGAACCUGCUGGCAGACAAUCGCUAUGUGACUGCUGAGGAGAUAGAUAAAGUCAUUAAUUACCUGAGAGACCGGAAGGAACGCUUGCUGCGGGGCAGCACUGACUCUCUGCAGGCACCCAUAUCAAGACAGCCUUUGGGGGCACCUUCAGGAUCAUCACUGGGUAGUCAGUCCAACCUUCCAAGUUCUCAGGCUCAUCAGAGUUCACAGCCUCUGGUCUCUACUCCUUCUGUUCCAGUGACCUCUUCUACUCCUCAGCAGGAGCUUCAAGCAAAAAUCCUCAGUCUCUUCAACAGCGGGGCGGCGGCAGCAGCAGCUGCUGUGGCAAACAGCGGUCCUGCAGCCUCUGCAGGCUCUGCAGGCAGCACUCCCAACCAGAACUUUGCUAACCUGGCCAGCGGGCAGCCCCGGCCAGCACAGAUCAAUGCUGGAAAUAUAAACCAGGCUCAGCAGAGAUUGCAGACUCCAAACACGCAGCUUCCUACUCUGCCGGGCCCUUCGAGAAACGCAGGUCCGAGACCCGGAGCUCCUGCACAGCCUCAGCCGCUCUAUGGUCAGCACCAAACCCGCCUCCCUGCGCCUGGCAAUGUGCCUGCCCAAAGGCCGGUGUCUUCUGGUAUCAACUUUGACAACCCCAGUGUACAGAAAGCCUUGGACACCCUUAUCCAGAGUGGUCCUGCACUCUCCCACCUUGUGAGCCAAACCGUGGCCCAGGGGCGAGCGGGGUCCUCAGCCCAGCAACCGAUGGGUGCCUACCAGCGACACUAUUAGAGCUGAGCUGUUGGACCCAUUCCCCUUCCCUUUGCCAUUCCAUACUUAUAGCUGUUAAAGAAUUCUCCCAUCCUUGACCGGGGACAGAUGCCCUGGACGUGCAUGUCCUCUCCACUCUGGCGAGAGCAUACCCCCUGCAGCAUUGCUGCCAACGGUUGCUGGCGCUGCCCUCCCUCUCCUUGGUCUGGUUAGCAGUGUUUGGAGCAGAAUGCUCAGUUUUCUCCAAGGCACGAUGUGCUGAACUGUGUUGGAUCAUUGGUUGUCUUGUCCCAUCCCAGAAGCUGCCGCAGCAUCAGUCCUACUGCAUUUUCCUUACUCCCAGCACCUGGUGCACCUUCCCAUUGAGGUGCAGUCUGGGCUCACUGGUAGGUCUCGGUGUAGUUUUGGAUCAUCAGUUUUGAUGAAUUAGGGGACUGGACAGAGCAGCAAACUGACGAGCCUUGGACACCCACCAGUGUGGAAUGGGCACUAUUUUUCUUUGGAUUUCUUUUUUUUUUUUUUUUUUAAUAGCAUAUAAGCCAUUUGGAAAGUCCAGUGAUAGUGCUGGCAGCCAAAAUCAUGAAGCACAUGCCUGACCACUGCUCAGUAACCAGGACUGUGCAGUCUGUCCACAGCUGGCCUGCCCUGUCCAGGCAGAGAGGCCGGUGUUCCUGACCACUCACAGAGACUGGCAGCUGUGGGCUGAGCACACAUCUGCCACACAAGAACUUCCAGCCAAGGCAGAGAUUUCAAACGGUCUGUCAAUUUUCCUACAGUGAGUAAUCAGUGUUAAGAUCAACCUGGUAAAUUUGAUGUGUAAAUUUCCUUUCCUUACAGUCUUUGGCAUGUUGUUAGCUGCAGCCACACUGAUGUGCUGCUGGCUCUCCCUGGGAAUGCCUGUCACCAGGUAUUGGGGACAGUGCUGCUCUAUCAGACCUGUUGCUAUUGAUGGAUGUUUGGUCCAUCUGAGGAGGAGAGGCAGUGCCAAGAUGUUAAUACCAUAAUUUUAAAUGUUUUUUCAACAUUUUGGUAGCUGCAGCAGACAGUGGAGUGGUAAAUCAGGCAGUGAUUCCUCACUGUGUUUUUACUGGGAACAUACUUUGAUACCAGAACACAAAACAUCACUUAGCUGUGUGGUCCUUCCCCAUCAUGGCCUUCUUGGAGUCUGUGGGCUUCCUGCAGGGAACUGUGAGAUACUAAGAAAGCAGUGGAUUGAAGCAGAGGAUUUUCUUUGUCCCAGGUGGUUUGUGUUGUAGCAUUUCUUUUAUCUCUGUGCUGUUAAAAAAAAAGACAUUACUUUCUAAUAAAAAAUCAGAAAAAUU
This is a messenger RNA of Passer montanus (Eurasian tree sparrow), 4460 nucleotides long. RefSeq names its product nuclear receptor coactivator 5 (gene NCOA5). The record is from RefSeq and is a predicted model, not a curated record. Lineage: Eukaryota; Metazoa; Chordata; Aves; Passeriformes; Passeridae. Gene Ontology annotation, biological process: regulation of signal transduction. Bases 571 to 3159 code for a protein of 862 amino acids. Gene Ontology annotation, molecular function: RNA binding. Gene Ontology annotation, cellular component: nucleoplasm. The transcript is spliced from 10 exons.